UCCUUUUUGUUACGUUGUUUCAACGGGCGACCUGUUUUCGAAAGCCAUUACUCUCCUCGCUUGCUCUCCGCAAUUUCUACCUCGUUCCUUGCUCAAUUCCCGCCACUUUUCUGCUAGUAGCAGAGAAGGAUAUGGCUGAGGAGAAAUCAGAGCAGUGUUGGAUGGACAAAGAACAAACUAACGUUGCCUCUGGCUCUUCUGUAUCAGAAGCCAAAGACAAUGACAAUGUUAUGCUCAUUUCAUCAAGGAAAUGUAGCCCGGGAUCAGCAUUGCCAUCUAAUCGGAGAACCACCGGCCCUGUUAGACGUGCAAAGGGUGGUUGGACUGCGGCGGAGGAUGAGACAUUAAGGAAGGCUGUUUCAGCUUUUAACGCAAAGAAUUGGAAGAAAAUAGCUGAGUUUUUUCCGGAUAGAACGGAAGUUCAAUGUCUGCAUAGAUGGCAAAAAGUUCUUAAUCCAGAACUCGUUAAAGGACCUUGGACUCAGGAGGAGGAUGAUAAAAUAGUUGAAUUGGUGUCUAUACAUGGACCUACAAAAUGGUCUUUGAUAGCCAAAUCUUUGCCCGGUCGGAUAGGAAAACAGUGCCGAGAACGGUGGCAUAAUCAUCUUAAUCCUGAUAUAAAGAAGGAUGCCUGGACUUUUGAGGAGGAAUUGGCCCUUAUGGAUGCUCAUCGUAUAUAUGGAAACAAAUGGGCUGAAAUAGCGAAGGUUCUUCAUGGAAGGACUGAUAAUGCAAUAAAGAACCACUGGAAUAGUUCUUUGAAGAAAAAGAUGGAUUCCUAUCUAGAUACUGGAAAACUUCCGUCCACUCCAAAGUACAGUGCACAAGUUGCUGUCAAAGACACAGUUAGCCAUUCUACAUUUAACACAAUACAUGUUUGUUCAAAUAAAGGAUUAGAUGACAGCAUUGCAUCAUUAUCUAAAACUACAGACAUUAGUAAGCAGGAUAACAGUGAUAAGAAUCAACUUGAGUCCUCAGGAACAGUUAGAGAGGUUGGUGAUUCUUCAAAUGUUCCUGCAAAUGAAUCUCAUGAUUCUGACUGCAUAAAAUGCAAUGGAUCAUCCAACAAAGCUCUCAUCUGUAGUAACGCAAAAGUAGUGUCAGGAGAUAAUUUGGGAAUAAACAGUGAGCCAAAAUUUGAGAAUCCUGUACUCAAUGGCAACCCAACAACUGAUCAUUAUAUGAAUAAAGGUGAAAUAAACAGCGACAGGUUAACCAGAAUAUUUUUUUCUAAGGAAAGUCCGCCACUUGGUUCUUCUAAUGAGCCUCCGCAGUUUGCUGAAUCACUUGCUUUAGAUUCUAAUCUUCAUUUUAAUAUCCCUGGCCUACAGAAUGAUUUAUUUUCCUCUCCAAUGCUGUCACCUGUUGGUUUCUUAACUCCACCUCCUGUGAAGGGAAUUGAAUUAAGCCCAGAAUCUCCUGAAUCAAUAUUGAAAAAGGCAGCUAAAACUUUCCCAACUCCUUCCAUAUUGAGGAAGAGAAGGAAUAGAGUCCAAAACCCAGUCACUCCUAGUAAGGUUGCCAAAGAAUUACAUGCUUAUACUGAACGAGAGAGAACAAAUGAUAAUUUUGGUUCUGAAGUUGUGAGCUUAUCUCUGAGUCUAGCAUGCCAUAGCUAUGAGAGCAACAUUCCCCAUAAUACGGCUUUCAGUGCAACUCCCCCAUACCGAUUAAGAUCCAAGCAAACAACAAUUAAGUCUUUGGAGAAAGAACUUGAGUCUGCAGUUGACAAAGAGAAGCCGGAAAAAUUGCAAAGAGGAGUGUUGUGGUGACUGAAGAUUGUCUUCAUAAAGCAAAAUUGGCAGAAACGCAGUUCGUUAAGUUGAACUGCAUGAAUUUUUCUCAUAAGUGGUUGACCACGGUUUGCCAGUUUUGCUAGUAAUUAUACUCCAUUGAUGGUGACAAGCAGAAGCUGUCGGAUACGUAUAGAAAAAUAUUUGAUACAUUCCAUUUAAUUGUGGAUAUAUAAUUUAUAUAUUUAUACCGCGCACACAAGUUUUGUACAGAUAUAUAUACUCCUUGAGAAAUAAAUUUUGGAUAGUUUCAGAAUAAA
This is a messenger RNA of Cajanus cajan (pigeon pea), 2053 nucleotides long. RefSeq names its product transcription factor MYB3R-3. Gene Ontology annotation, biological process: regulation of DNA-templated transcription. Gene Ontology annotation, cellular component: nucleus. The record is from RefSeq and is a predicted model, not a curated record. Gene Ontology annotation, molecular function: RNA polymerase II cis-regulatory region sequence-specific DNA binding; DNA-binding transcription factor activity, RNA polymerase II-specific. NCBI's taxonomy places the organism in Eukaryota, Viridiplantae, Streptophyta, Magnoliopsida, Fabales, Fabaceae.